Magnusiomyces paraingens is the source of this 1236-nucleotide messenger RNA. RefSeq lists its product as uncharacterized. The record is from RefSeq and is a predicted model, not a curated record. The transcript has a single exon. The coding region runs from base 1 to 1236 and encodes 411 amino acids. Gene Ontology annotation, cellular component: U2-type spliceosomal complex. Gene Ontology annotation, molecular function: RNA binding. Lineage: Eukaryota; Fungi; Ascomycota; Dipodascomycetes; Dipodascales; Dipodascaceae. Gene Ontology annotation, biological process: mRNA splicing, via spliceosome.
AUGUAUGCCAACAAAAACGCCAAAGUCUUAGAACAGCUUGCAAAACAUAAGACAAAGUAUCCUGGAGGUGCUCCUAGGAAGCCAAAUGAGCGGGUAAAGCAGACACGACACUUUCCAGGAAAGGUGAUGGAUAAGGGCAGCAGCAGUGAGGAAGAAGAAGACGAAGAAGAUGAAGAGGAAGAAGAAGAUAAUGAUGGUGAUGAUGAAGAGGAAGAAGAAAAAGAACAACAACAAAUAGAGGAAGACAACGAAGAUAGAGAAAAUAAUAAAAAGGAGGAAUCAAAAAAGCAUAUUACUGUUAAGAUAUAUUCUAAGAGAGAAGAGAAAAAGGAGUUGAUGAAGGUAGUCACACCUAAACCAAUAACUCAACAAAUAGCAACGACAAUCAAGCGGAAAGCAACAAGAGAAAGAGAAUUUUCUGAAGAGGAGGAGGAAGAGGGAGAGGAAGAAGAAGAAAAAGAAGAAGAAGGUGAUGAGGGUGAAGAAGAGGAGAGUUCAGAAGAAGAGUCUGAAAGUGAAUCAUCUGAAGACGAAAAACCCAUGUUUAUACCCAAGUUUGUCAAGAAGGACCAACGAAAAGACGUUUCUAAGCCAACUCCAAAUGCUUCCCAGAAUGAAAAGUCUAGUAGCUCAGAAGUUGACGUUCGAAAAUUAAAAGUGCUUGAACUUGCAGAAGAAGAUAUUAAGAGACAGAUUGCAACUGAACAAUCUCAAAAGCAAGAGUUUCGAGACGACAAUGAAAUUUACGAGGUGGAUGAUACCGAUGAUUUGGAUCCUGAAGCAGAGUAUGCAGCAUGGAAAAUACGAGAACUGCAUAGGAUAAAACGUGAACGAGAUGAAAUUGAAGCAAUUGAAAAGGAAAAAGAAGAGCUUGCUGAGCUGCGGAGCAAAAGCGAAGCUGAGCGGGCUAAGCUUGGGGCUGAAAAGGCUGAGGCUGAAGCUUUGGAGGAAGAAGAAAAGCGCAAGGACAAGAAGAACCCUGGGUACAUGCAGAAGGGAUACUACAAGGGAGCUUAUUUCCGUGACAUGGACAUUUUGAAAAACAGAGACUUUUCGGAAGCAUUGGAAGAUGACUACAAAAACAAGGAAGUUUUGCCAAAGUAUUUGCAGACGCGAAGCGGCAAGAUUGGCAUCAAGGGACGGACGCGGGAAAGUACACUGAAAGAGAUGGAUACAAGCAGAGACACAAUCCGAGCAGAUAACAAGCGACCUCGGCGCGAACGGGAUGAUUCUUGA